This is a messenger RNA of Mucor velutinosus, 702 nucleotides long. RefSeq lists its product as uncharacterized. The transcript has 5 exons. NCBI's taxonomy places the organism in Eukaryota, Fungi, Mucoromycota, Mucoromycetes, Mucorales, Mucoraceae. Bases 1 to 702 code for a protein of 233 amino acids. The record is from RefSeq and is a predicted model, not a curated record.
AUGCCGCCACCGCCAUACUCUAAAUCAACAUCUAGCAAUGAUGAUGCUAUGCUUAUCAAGCCAAAACAAGCAAUUGAAACUACUAAUGCAACAUCACUGAAUGUUUCAAACGUCAAGGACUAUCUUGUUAGGCUGAAAAGCAUCUCCCCUAUAUACACUUUCAAGAAGAGAUCAAGAAUCUCAGCAGCAAUGCGUGAAAGAAAUAUCGCAACCACUACCGACAGUUAUACCGAGAAUACAAAACCAAGCUUCCAUGAGCCCAAUGCACCAUCUUCUUCUCCUUUUAUAGAACAAAAUAAAAGUACAAGUGAGAGCAGUACAAUGAACGAUAGCUUAGAGAGAAUAGGCACAUCACUCCAGCUAUUGAUUGAAGAGGCUCAAGCAAGCCUUUUGACUACUAGCACACAGCAAGUACAGCAACAAGAAACAGACACCGCUAUAGUGGACUACUCAUACCGCUAUGUUCAACACGGAUAUCUUCAAAGCCAAGAGAAACUAGCACUUGCUAUAGAGAAAUUAGAGCAAAGUAUCCACAGCAUUGUUUAUACAGCAUCUAUGCAACAACAAUCCAUAAAAAACUAUUAUACCACAACUCAUCAUCAUCAUCACUAUUAUGCAGCAACAACACAUCCCUCGUCAUUAGCAUCAGCACCAUCCUCAUCACAGCCGCUCGCACCCUCGCUUGAUCGCACCCUACUAUAA